Messenger RNA from Symbiodinium sp. CCMP2592, 798 nucleotides. NCBI's taxonomy places the organism in Eukaryota, Dinophyceae, Suessiales, Symbiodiniaceae. The record is from the annotation of a GenBank genome assembly.
AUGGCUUACAGAUCGACAUGCACUUGGUGCCUACACCCUCCGCUGCCGCUUCUUUUGUUGGUUGCCGCUUUGUUGGUUGCCACGGUGUUUCCGUACCUCGGGUUUCUUGGUGGUUCGUCCAUGCAAUGUAUGCAAGGAGGACGCCGAAAUCACAGUGAAUUUACCUGUCAACGACCUAUUGGGCAUGCCACUGUGGAGCAGACAUGGUGGUUGCCACGGAUAGCAGAUCAGGUGAACGGUGUGAUCUCCGGCGAAGGACCGAUGCUUCCGUACCUUCUCCUUGUCAUCCAGAUCUGCACUGGAACAGUGAACCAAACAGAUGCAGACCUGUGUACAUGGUGCGGACGUGGUUCGUGGCUCCUUUUCGCACUCAUGUGGUGGCUGUCCCUGACGGGACUGCGAAUUGUCAUAUUCAUCUGCGUACAUCCAUACAAUUAUUAUUUCUCUGACCACAUUUUUCUUCUGAGCAGCAUGGUGGCACAGAUUCAGAUGUCCUUGGCAAUGACAUUCCAGAGACAGGAGUCGAAUGCAGGCUCCGAUACACAACUCUGGUUUUGUCUGGAAUGUCUAUUGGCAUCAGUGAUGCUGGUCUUCAUACUUUUCGAGGCAUUCAUUACAAGUUGGCUGUAUCACACACUUCUCGCAAGUUGGCUAGCCUUGCUUGCGUCACUGGUUUGUUUUCAGCUGAUGACAUACAUAUGGGUGCGUAUCCUGCAGAGGGCACCUGCGCUGAAGACUGAGGGUUGCAGGAAGUUGAUGGAGGACGAUGCGUGCGAACACGGAGGCUCCAAGGCUUGA